Messenger RNA from Daktulosphaira vitifoliae (grape phylloxera), 1020 nucleotides. RefSeq lists its product as uncharacterized. The record is from RefSeq and is a predicted model, not a curated record. The transcript has 3 exons. Bases 80 to 661 code for a protein of 193 amino acids. NCBI's taxonomy places the organism in Eukaryota, Metazoa, Arthropoda, Insecta, Hemiptera, Phylloxeridae.
AGAGUUUCAUAAAGAUAUUUUAUGGUUAUAUUUCUUAAUUUUAUAUAAAUUUUAUUCAGUAGAGCGAAGUUAUAUAACAAUGUGUAAAAAAAUUUUGCUUUGUACAUUUCUAUUAGUUUUAAUAAUUACAUUCAAAGUAUACGGUAUAAAAAAUAUGAUACAAGAUUGCUUAAAAUGUGUAAGUGGUAUUCCAGAUAACACAGAUAUUCAAAGACUAAAAGUUCCUUCUGCGCCUACGAAAGUAACGAAUACUGUGAAGUCAUUAAGACGCGGUAGAUUUAUAUUUGGAGAUGUAAUUGAUGAUGUUAUAAAUUGUUUUAUAAAAGAAAACAAGAAGGAAGACACUAUUUUAUACGUUUCGUCAUAUAUCUAUAUUUGUAUUCGUGAAAAAAAUUUUUCUCCUUACAUCGAAUAUAUGACAAAUUUAAUAACUCAAGAAAAAACAAUUAUUUUAGUUAAUAUACACGUUGGUUCAUCAGCUUUCAGUUAUCAUUGGGUUUUGGGAGUAAUUAAUUUGGUUUCAAAACAAAUAAUUAUUUUAGAUUCAGAAAAAAUAAUUAGAAUAAAUUUAUAUGAAAUUUUACAUUUCAUAAUGAGUUCUUACUUUAAUAUAAGAACAUUCUAUGAUAAUUCAAUACCCAAACCAAUUGCGAGUGAAUGACAAUUCAUUCUUGCCAAAAAUGCCAUACAGCAAUAUAAUUGUACUGAUUGUGGUAUUUAUGUAUGUAUACAUGCUUAUCAUUAUAUAACCAACGAGAACUUCUUUCGAGUAAAUUCAAAUGAUGGUAGACAAUGGCUUUAUUAUUAUUAUAACAUGUAUAAUGAAAAUAAAACGUCUAACUUAAAUGAAGGCUCUUCGUCCAAUCAAAAUUCACUAAGUGAAGAAGAUAUAAACAAUAUUAUUGAAAUAACUAAGCAAGAGACAAUAAAGGUUAAAUACAACCAAGUUCAAUGUAUAAAUGUAAAAUAAAAUGAAAAAUAAAAAAAAAAUUGUUUUUUUUUAUUUUGUUAUUAGAUUAU